AUCGUGGUGCUUGUGCUGUGCAUGAGGGAAUAACUCUUUCAUCUUCGCUAGCUCAUUUUCUUCUUCUGUUCAUCAUCAAAAAUGGCGAGCGAAUUAGAGACGUUGCUAAAUAAGAAAGAGCAAUACUACUACGAGAAUUGCCCGGGUUGUAAAGUGGAUCUAGGCAAGUCGGGUCAAACUGGUUUGCCCAUAAAGGAGCUCCUCACUAUAUGGGUCGUCAUGCUUAGCGCAGCACUUCCAAUUUCAUCUCUCUUUCCAUUUCUUUAUUUCAUGAUAAAGGACUUUCACAUUGCAAAGAGAGAGGAAGAUAUUAGUACAUAUGCAGGUUAUGUAGGUUCUGCAUAUAUGCUUGGAAGAGCUUUGACAUCUGUCUUUUGGGGAACAGUGGCUGAUCGAUAUGGACGAAGACCAGUUAUAAUUUUCGGCACUUUUGUAGUGGUUGUUUUCAGUACUCUCUUUGGUCUUAGUGUCAACUUUUGGAUGGCAGUCAUUACACGAUUUCUUCUCGGUUUCUUAAAUGGUUUGAUUGGACCAGUAAGGGCAUAUGCUUCGGAAAUUUUUCGUGAAGAAUAUCAAGCACUGGGAAUGUCAACGAUUAGUAGUGCAUGGGGCAUUGGAUUGAUUAUUGGCCCAGCUUUAGGAGGCUUCCUUGCUCAGCCUGCAGAGAAAUAUCCAGCUGCAUUCUCAAAGGAUUCUAUAUUUGGGAGAUUUCCCUACUUCUUGCCUUGCUUAUGCAUAUCAAUAUUUUCCUUGGUCGUGGGUAUUGCUACAUUUUGGCUGCCGGAAACAUUACACAAUCAUGAAUCAAGAAUGCCGCCUCAAAGUUCAUACAAGGCUCUAGAGGCUGCAUCUGAUACAAAAGAAGGGUAUGAAUCAACCCCAAAAGAAAGCCUUUUCAAGAAUUGGCCAUUGAUGGCGGUCAUCAUCUUAUACUGUGUCUUCGCUCUUCAUGAUAUGGCUUACUCCGAGAUCUUCUCAUUAUGGGCUGUGACCCCUAGAAAGUUUGGAGGGUUAAGUUACUCAACUGUUGAUGUUGGUGAAGUACUGUCGAUCUCAGGAUGUGGCCUUCUAGUCUUUCAACUAACUCUGUAUCCAUGGGUUGAGAAGUAUGUUGGCCCUAUCAUCAUUGCUCGAGCAUCAGGAGUUUUGUCAAUUCUCUUGUUGACAAGUUACCCUUAUAUCGCUAUGCUGUCUGGGAUCACCCUCUCUGUGGCGAUAAAUUUUGCAUCCCUAAUGAAGAAUGCUUUGUCUAUCUCAAUCAUAACAGGGUUGUUAUUGUUGCAAAACAAAGCAGUGGAUCAGCGACAACGAGGGGCUGCUAAUGGACUUUCCAUGACAGCAAUGUCAUUUUUCAAAGCUCUCGGUCCAGCUGGGGGAGGAGUACUCUUUUCUUGGGCACAAAAAAGGCUUGACGCUUCCGUUCUUCCAGGUGUUCAAGUGGUAUUCUUUGUGCUGAAUGUGAUUGAGGCAAUUGGUGUAUUGCUGACAUUCAAACCAUUCCUAGUUUCAACACAACAUAAUUAGAGGAGAGCUUAUGGUCUUUUUCAUUAAUUAGUGCACCUGAGCUCUCUUUGUUAAUUACUACUAUAUAUAUAUAAGGGACAACAAAAGGGCUUUUUUAGUCCUCACAAAACUUUCCCAAAAUAUCAAACUUUUCAAUUAAUUACUUCUAGGUCCUAACCUUAUUUUUUAAAGUCAAAUUUAUAUUUUGUUCUUAUGGUCUACUUUUUUAAAAGUUGUUGAACAUUCUGUCUUAUUUACUUAUUUUCUAUCCGGUGGUACCCGCAUUGGAGCUCGCCGAAUAUAGAUUCGGGUCACAUAGGGCUCAAUCGGGGGAAGCGCUCCCUACCAAGGAUUUUUUCAUACUCAGGCUCGAACUCGAGAUCCCUGGUUAAAGGAGGAACAACCUCAUCCGCUGCACUUUAUUUUCCCUAUUGCUUUCUUCUGUUGAUCUUAUCUAUUAACCUAAAAAAUAGUCGUUUCUUCGCUAAAUAUUCUUGCUUCUUGUUGCUCUUUGUUUUCUUCGUUUUCAUUUGUUGCUUAUUAAAGAUUUUUACAUGUAAGCAUUUCUUUUACUUUAUAUUUGUACUAUGAAAUUUGAGAAUUUCUGAAAAUUCUUUUACUUUAUAUUCA
Messenger RNA from Lycium barbarum (goji berry), 2133 nucleotides. Its product is annotated as protein ZINC INDUCED FACILITATOR-LIKE 1-like. The record is from RefSeq and is a predicted model, not a curated record. The transcript is spliced from 17 exons. Gene Ontology annotation, molecular function: solute:potassium antiporter activity. Lineage: Eukaryota; Viridiplantae; Streptophyta; Magnoliopsida; Solanales; Solanaceae. Gene Ontology annotation, cellular component: plant-type vacuole membrane; plasma membrane. Gene Ontology annotation, biological process: regulation of stomatal closure; transmembrane transport. The coding region runs from base 82 to 1524 and encodes 480 amino acids.